UUAAAUAUUUUUUGAACAAAUUAAUAUUUGUUGUUGUACAAAAAAAUUUAUAAUAAAAUAUUCAAUUCAUACGUAUUAUACGUAAUUAUACGUAUAGUAUCAUGUAUACGUGUAUUUUAAAGUAUUUUUAAAAAUUAUGCGGAUACUGUUGCGAAAUUCAACAUCCUCCGGGAGGAUGGUGAAGUGGGCGAUGAUGUUAACUCAAUUCCACAUUGAGUACCGGCCAAGGUCGGCAAUUAAGGGACAGGCCCUAGCUGAUUUCCUAGUAGAAAUGACCGGUCUAACUCCAGACUUACCGGUCAACAAGCCCACUGAGCAAUGGUGGGAGAUGGCAGUUGACGGGGCAUCCGGUCUUAGAGGAUACGGGGGUGGUAUCGUGUUCACCACCCCAGAAGGGUUCAAGAUCUACCAUGCAAUUGUCUUCAACUUCAAGCUGACGAACAACGAGGCGGAGUAUGAAGCUCUGGCUGGAGGGCUCAAACUUGCCCAAGCCCUAAAAAUCAGCCGGGUCAGUAUCAAAUCUGACUCUAGCCUGAUAGUUGGACAGGUGACCGGUAACAUGGAGGCAAGGGAAGGGCGCAUGGCACAGUACAAGGAUCUUGUACUUGCCCUGUUGAAAGGCUUCGAAGAGUUCAAGAUCGCCCAAAUUCCCCGGGCGGAAAACACGGAUGCAGACCUUCUCUCCAAAUUAACGCAGUAUGCUCCCGAGCAUGUUUCAAAACUUGCCCGGGUAUAGAUCCUUGACCGUGCAAGCAUCGAAAAAUUGGAAGUCGCCGCUAUAACGGCCGGUAGCCAAUUUGACCGGUCAAACUUGGUCGGGGCGGACGACCAUUGGAUGUAUGAUCUGAUGGAAUAUUUGAUGGAUGGGAGCUUGCCAGAACAAGAUGACCGGGCAAGGAAAGUGAAGCUCAGGGCACCCCGAUUCCAGAUUCUCGAUGGAAAGCUGUAUAAAAGGGCAUUUGGGGG
Molecule: messenger RNA, 966 nt
Organism: Cuscuta campestris
Lineage: Eukaryota; Viridiplantae; Streptophyta; Magnoliopsida; Solanales; Convolvulaceae
Source: the annotation of a GenBank genome assembly